This is a messenger RNA of Knipowitschia caucasica, 363 nucleotides long. NCBI's taxonomy places the organism in Eukaryota, Metazoa, Chordata, Actinopteri, Gobiiformes, Gobiidae. The record is from the annotation of a GenBank genome assembly.
AUGUUCUACAAGCAGCCUGGCGAUGGCUCUGGGAUGCUAAAAGCCAGGAACCACGAGCUGGAGCUGGCCCUCAGACCUCAGAGCGCGCGUUGGGGCGUAGACUUCAAUGAGAAGUGCACAUUUCAGAGAAGUUUGGGGCACUUUAGCAGCAGAAGAGACGUGAUUCAGCGUGCGAAGAUUGUGGAGCUCCUGAAGGCGACAUCGGCGAGGGCGAAGAGCCGCAGACACUCCCCGCUCACCGAUCACUGGCUGCAGCCAAGCUGGAGCGAUAGGAGCCAGCUGACGUCGAGCGAUGAGGCGACGAAGACACUCAUCGUAGUCCCGGGGAACACUCGCUGGGCACCAGAUCAACUCCGGAGAUAA